Trifolium pratense (red clover) is the source of this 1208-nucleotide messenger RNA. RefSeq lists its product as uncharacterized. The record is from RefSeq and is a predicted model, not a curated record. Gene Ontology annotation, molecular function: protein-folding chaperone binding. NCBI's taxonomy places the organism in Eukaryota, Viridiplantae, Streptophyta, Magnoliopsida, Fabales, Fabaceae. The transcript has 3 exons. Bases 1 to 1149 code for a protein of 382 amino acids. Gene Ontology annotation, cellular component: cytosol.
AUGGGAGACCAUCCACGCUCCCCACCAUUGGAUUUACACAACAUCUUUAAGAUGCCAAAAACUAAAUCUUUGAAAGAUGUUAGCAAGGUUUACAAAACAUUUGUAUCAAAACGCCACCAUGACAAGAAACACAAUGAGGAACCAACAACACCCUUAGGUUUUGAUCACAAUGAAAAUAGAAGAGUGGAUGAAGACAUUUGGAGUCCUAAAUUGAUGUCAAGGAGUGAAAGUAGAAGAUCAAAAACUCCAAAUCCAAGAACAAGGCCUCUAUCAAGAAAUGAAAGCAGAAGAUGCAAAACACCAACCUCAUUAUCGCGGAGUAAUAGUCGAAAAAGUGCAACAGAAAUUGCUGCAUCAUCUCUCAAAAGAAUUAUGAGCAGAAGAAGUAGUUCUUCAGCUUCUUUAUCAAGAGACGAUAUCAAAUUGGAGAUUUCUGAACCUGAGCUAUUGCCUAAGUUUGCAGUCUCUCCAAUACAGGAGUUUGUAAUAAGAAGUUUAAGAGAAAAAGAACACCAUGACCAUAAAGUGUCUCUCUCAAGCAAUCUCAGCCGUAGAUCCACAACACCUAUCAUAUUUUCACAGACAACAACAAGAAGGAAACCACCAGAAGUUGAGAAAACACUUGAAUUCACACUUGAGGAGUUAUGCUUUGGAUGUGUCAAAAAGAUUAAAGUUACUAGAGAUGCUAUCAGACACCCCGGGGUGAUCAUCCAGGAGGAGGAAAUUUUAAAAAUUGAAGUGAAGCCAGGAUGGAGAAAAGGAACAAAGAUUACAUUUGAGGGAGUUGGUGAUGAGAAACCUGGUUACCUCCCUGCUGAUAUAGUAUUUUUAAUUGAUGAAAAGAAACACCCUUUGUUUAGCAGAAAUGGCAAUGAUUUGGAAAUUUGUGUUGAGAUUCCUCUAGUAGAUGCACUUGCAGGAUGCACCAUACCAAUUCCUCUGUUAGGAGGAGAAAAACUGAAGUUAUCAUUUGAGAAUACUGUUAUAUAUCCUGGUUUUGAGAAAGUUAUUAAAGGUCAAGGAAUGACAAACCCCAAAGAUAAUAGCACAAGAGGUGACCUUCAUGUCAAAUUCUUUGUUGACUUCCCCACAGAAUUAAGUGAUGAACAAAGGAAAGAAGCUGUUAGUAUUUUACAAGAUUGCUGCUAAUAAUGACUAUAGUUGUAUGUAUGAAAAGAUGCACUAAUGUGAUACAAAUUAACAUGAUA